AGGGGCCGUAAAUGCUCGAGCGGAGCAGCGCCGGCCUUAGCGGGCCGGGUCCGGGGGAAGCGGGCGGAGUCGGCACCGAGGGCCGAAGCCCGUCCUACGCCCCGGGAAGGCGGGGUCUCCGCCUUCCGGGGUACGGGUCUCCCCGUCUACUCGGCCUCCUCCUCCGCCCCGCACCAUUUGCGGCGCUUCCCUCCACCCCCCACCCCCCAGGGGCUCGGGCCGCAGCCGCGCCGCGCCGCGCGGAGCUGACUCUCGGGUGGAAUGCGGCCGCCCCCGAGCCCGUGGUGGCUGCUGCUCUGGCUGUGGUUCCCGGCUACACUGGCCGCAGGCGCGGUGCGCCGGGAGGCAGAGGCGUUGUCAGUUCCAAGGUGUAAAACUUUGAAGGAAAUGGAUUUAAUUACAACUUCUGAGUCAGAUUGUUACUGCUACAAUCGAAAUGCCCAAAUGAAGUGGAAAUACAUGUGGUCAACUGUGAAGGUGAAAAUUGCCAGUUCAGGCCUGCUCAGUAUUGUACAUAUUACAGAAAGUCAUAAAUGCCAGUAUCCGGAAACCAUUAUAACUUUUAUCAAAUGUGUGAUUCAUAACUUUUGGAUACCAAAGGAGUCUAAUGAAAUAACCAUAAUUGUCAAUCCAUUUGGGGAGACUGUGUGUUUCUCUGUGAAGCCUCUCAGGAAUAUAUUUGACUAUACAAUAAAAGUGAAUCGAAACAUCAUGGAUUUUAAACUCUUCCUUGUGUUUGUGGCGGGUGUUUUCCUCUUCUUUUAUGCAAAGACCUUGAGUCAAAGCCCUAUUUUCUACUACUCUUCAGGGACCGUGCUCGGUGUUCUGAUGACAUUAGUCUUUGUCCUGCUGCUGGUGAAAAGGUGUAUUCCAAAGUAUAGCACGUUUUGGGCUCUAAUGGUUGGUUGUUGGUUUGCUUCAGUUUGCAUUGUGUGCCAAUUCUUGGAAGAUCUAAAGUGGCUGUGGUAUGAAAAGAGAAUAUAUAUAUUAGGCUAUGUCUUGAUAGUUGGAUUUUUCAGCUUUGCUAUUUGUUACAAACAUGGACCCCUUGUUGACAGAAAGAACAUAAAUCUUUUGACAUGGACACUGCAGUUCUUCUCCCUGGUCCUGAUUUAUUCUGGUGUCAAUGUGCCUCAGUUUGCAUAUGCAGUUAUGAUCCUCCUCACAUCCUCCAGAAGGCUGUGCUACCCACUGAAAGUAUUCUUUUAUAUGAGCUGGAAAGUGAAGAAGUGGUUUACUUCAGAAAAGCCCGUGGUUAAAUACAUUACUGAAGAAGAAUACAGGGAACAAGCUGAUGCUGAAACGGCCAGCGCUCUGGAGGGCCUGCGCCAAGCCUGCCGCAGGCCUGACUUCCCAUCUUGGCUAGCGGUGUCCAGACUCCAGGCGCCUAAAAAAUUUGCAGACUUUGUUCUUGGAGCAAGCCACUUAUCGCCUGAAGAAAUUAGUCUGCAUGAAGAACAAUAUGGCCUUGGAGGUGCCUUCUUGGAAGAACAGCUCUUUAACCUGAGGACUGCCUGACAAUGCUACCUGCGAGUUUACUUCAUUCUGGACAAGGAAAUGGAUAAAAGGCAGGGACCCUAUUAAAGCUGGCAGAACUAGGGCACAGUGGCACAAGCAUUUGCUAUGGAGAAAAAUCAGGUUAUAUUGGAAAGGAAAGCUAAACUAUAUUGAAGAUAACUUAUUUUUGGCAAGUUCUACUACUUAUACUGUAGGUGGCUGUCAAGAUCCAGUGACAGAGCCAUUCCCACUUUCAUUGAAUGAAGACUUUCAUUAGGAACAAGGGAAUUUUGAUGUUCUUCAAAGGACCGAUUAGCAUGAACAGGUACCUUGUCAACACCAGGGCAUUAAAUCUUCUCUUAAUCCCCAGAAUUUGUAUCAAAAGACUGCAUUGCUGUUCCUACAUUUCAUCAAUAUAAGUGUUAGAGGAGGCCUGAGAUGUGCUGGACCAGUGCUUUCCAAAGUAUAGUCUACAGGAUACUCAUAGGUGCCAGUCAGUAAAGGGAUUCUGAGGUCAACCAAGUUUUAUACAAAGUUCAAGUUAAGUGUUGAAAGACUUCCCAGAGCCUUUACCAAUGCUAAUGCACAUUGUGAAUCUCCUAGAGGGAGGGAUAUUGUGUGCAGUCGUUUUCAAUUUAAUUUGAUCAUAGAAUGCUUUUUCUGAAGAUUAAUAGUCCUUAGAGCACAAAUGCUAAUAUAUUCCCACUCUUCUGUUCUACUAAUGAAGGAAUUGAGGUUUGGGAAGGUUACAUAACUUGUCCGUGACCACAGAGCUAUUUAAAAGCAGCACUGGACUAGAACUCCAGCCCCAGCAGGUGCUAUGACUCAGGUAGAAAUAGAGACCCUUACAGGCAAGCCAAGGGGCCAUUUCCCUAGAUCCUUAAGUCUCACAACAGCGGUGAUUUUUAAUAUUUAUUUUUAAAUAAUGGAAAACUGGCUACUUGAUAACUGUUACAAAGAGAAACAUGUAUUAAGACUUUUUUUAAGUUUUGGUAAGAUUUUUAUAGACAAAUAUAAGGAUUAGAAAUUAGAUGUACUUUUUAUAUUGUUUUUGUAUUACAAAGUUGAAGGCAUUUAACCUCUUGUGACAUUUUGGGUUGACAGGCACAUUUAUUUAAAUUGUUUGAUUGUAUACAUUUUGUAACAAUUUUCUACAGAACAGAUUUGUGAUCUUUCUUAUGGAGAACAAAUCCUUUUUCUUGGUUCAUGAUGUUCAACUCCAGAAUGAAAUGAGCCACUAAUUGUAUGUUUCAUCCUGAGGAAAGGAGGCCAAAAGAUAGAUCUGAGAAAAGAGAACAUGGCAAAAUAACCUUAAGAGUUAAAAGUGUUGAUAAAUUGAUCCCCUUUCAGACUCAAACUUGGGCAUUUUCUGCUCUGAUGGGAUCAUAACGAAUAGAACUAUUCCUGAGUAAUCCUCUUUUAGUGGAAGGGUUAUGGAGAGUGGCAUACAGAGAAUUAAAGACUUGCUCUCCUGAGUCAAAUUUAGUAGAGUUUUUCUAAAUUAUUGAAUAAGGGCAUGGCUACCAAAAUUUGAAACUUUCAUAGAUAGAUUUUCAAAUGACGUUUCCUCUUUAAAGCAUAGCGUUAGUGCUUUGUAAGUCUUUGGGUUGGGCACCUUUUAUUAUUAGGAGCUUUGCUCUCUUUCUAAAAUGCAGUUAAUUCAGUCUGAGCCUUACAUAGACUUUGAUUUUUGAAAAAUCAAAGAAAGCAUCUUCCUUUCAGACUUACGAUGACAAUGACUGUUUUAUUUGUAUAAACAAAAGUACAGCUCUAACAUUUUUGCUGUAGUUUAAUCUGAUUUUUAUUUUUUUCUGAAUGUGAUAUGGUAUAAAAGUGUCAAAUGUAGCAGUGCUUAUGGCCACCACGUUCACCUUCCCAAAGAAAGUUUGUCUAGGACGAAAUGGUGUGUGAAAACUGGAAAACAGGCUGUGUGCGUUCCCGAGGGACCUGCAGUCCGAGGCAGUGCCUGGCCCCACCUGGGCGGGGAGUGCUGGUGAUGGAAGGAAGCAGCUCCUCGUGGGCGGGCAGCUGGGUGCAGCCGUCUCCAUAAAACAGCCAGAGAAGGAGGAAAGGAGCAACAGUCUUCCAGGAUCUUGUUUCUCGUGUUUCUUUUUGGAGGGAAUCAUGGAUUUGUCAGUUUUUGUUAUGUGAGAACUGUGGGAGCUAAACAAUUAAAAGCAUUACUUGUA
Messenger RNA from Choloepus didactylus (southern two-toed sloth), 3686 nucleotides. It is a transcript of the gene NEMP2, whose product is annotated as nuclear envelope integral membrane protein 2. The record is from RefSeq and is a predicted model, not a curated record. The transcript has 9 exons. Lineage: Eukaryota; Metazoa; Chordata; Mammalia; Pilosa; Megalonychidae. Gene Ontology annotation, cellular component: nuclear envelope. Bases 262 to 1518 code for a protein of 418 amino acids.